Messenger RNA from Juglans microcarpa x Juglans regia, 3526 nucleotides. Its product is annotated as homeobox protein LUMINIDEPENDENS. The transcript is spliced from 13 exons. Gene Ontology annotation, molecular function: DNA binding. NCBI's taxonomy places the organism in Eukaryota, Viridiplantae, Streptophyta, Magnoliopsida, Fagales, Juglandaceae. The record is from RefSeq and is a predicted model, not a curated record. The coding region runs from base 296 to 3286 and encodes 996 amino acids. Gene Ontology annotation, biological process: vegetative to reproductive phase transition of meristem. Gene Ontology annotation, cellular component: nucleus.
GAUAUUAAUGACGUGCUUAGGGAAAAAAAUGGCAGGCGAGAAAUCGAUGUGCUAGAAUGAAAACCCGCCAACAUUAGUUGCUCGUUGCGAUUUUAUCCACGUGCGAGUCUGAGUCUGGGAUUUACUUUCCUGCUUUGCUCGCACCUUUUUCCCAACGCUUCUCAUUUUCGUUCUGUGAUUAUCAAACCCUAACCCUAAAUUUUGAAUAUUUUUCUAUAGCCACAGUUUAAUCCUUGGAUUCAGGUCUUAAUGCUUAUUUCUACCCGUUUUGAUACACGGAGCUUCGAGGUCGAUAAUGGAGGUCUUGAAGGACGAAUUCUCGGAGCUAGAGAUUGGGAGCUCCGUCGACUCGUUCCAGAGGUUUAUGGACUUGCAGAGGGAGCUCUUCCACAGCCAGAUCGACCAGCUCCAGAAAAUCGUUGUCACGCAAUGCAAACUCACCGGCGUUAAUCCUCUCUCUCAAGAGAUGGCAGCUGGUGCUUUGUCAAUAAAAAUUGGAAAGAGGCCUAGGGAUUUGCUAAACCCUAAGGCUGUAAAGUAUAUGCAAUCGGUUUUCUCUAUUAAAGAUGCUAUUAGUAAGAAGGAAUCUCGUGAGAUCAGUGCUCUUUUUGGAGUCACAGUCACACAGGUUCGUGAUUUUUUUAAUAGUCAACGGUCAAGGGUAAGGAAACUAGUCCGGUUGUCAAGGGAGAAGGCCAUGAGAUCCGGCGCAUGUAAAGAACCGCAUGAUGAUGUCCUAAUAAGUUCUGAUCCUACGAUACCUAUUGAUUUGGUUCCCUUAGACUCUGUUGGUCCUGCUAGUGUCGAAGAAGCCCCAUCUUGUUCAACACAGGAUGAUGCUCUACCUGGCUUAGAUGACGAAGAAAAACAUUUUGUUGAAAAUAUUUUCAUUUUAAUGCGGAAAGAAGAAACUUUUUCUGGGCAGGUGAAACUGAUGGAGUGGAUCUUGCAGAUACAAAAUUCUUCAGUAUUAUGUUGGUUUUUAAGUAAAGGCGGUGUUAUGAUUUUGGCUACUUGGUUGAGUCAAGCUGCUGUCGAAGAGCAAACAAGCGUUCUUCUUGUAAUUCUUAAGGUUCUUUGUCAUAUGCCUCUCCAUAAAGCUCUUCCUGUACAUAUGUCAGCCAUUCUGCAAAGUGUUAACAGACUGCGAUUUUAUAGGGCAUCAGACAUAUCAAACAGGGCAAGAGUUUUGUUAUCGAGAUGGAGCAAAUUAUUAGCAAGAAGCCAAGCAUUGAAGAAACCUAAUGGCAUGAAAUCUUCCAGUGACAUUCAUAAUGAUAUAAUGCUGAAGCAGAGUAUUGAGGAUAUAGUGGGUGAAGAAUCAUGGCACUCUGGUAUCGAUAUUCCUGAAGACAUUCUUGCUCCUUAUGGAAAUUUAGAGAAUUCAAGAAAAUUGGAAUCUCCACAAGCACUGAAACUUUUACCAGCAUCUUCAGAUGACUUAAAUAGGAAGCAAAUUCUCGGUGUCUCUUCAUCCCAAACCAGAGAACGCAGAAAAGUUCAGAUGGUGGAACAGCCGGUUCAAAAAAUGGGAGGCAGAAGCCAACAGGCCACAAGAGCGGCACCUGUGAGUCGAGGCCGUCCAAUGUCUGCUGAUGACAUUCAAAAGGCGAAAAUGCGUGCUCUAUUCAUGCAAAGCAAGUAUGGGAAAACUGGUUCUUCUCAUGAUAGUAAAGAAGUAAAAACUGAAGGUCUUAACAAACCUUCAAACACUCAGCCCAACACUUCAAAUCCAGUAUAUAAAGUUGCUCUUCGGCCUAAAACUGAGGAAGAAAAGAAACCUGUCGUACACCUAUUGAAAAAUUCUAAGAGGUCGGAAACUCCUCUUAAUACAAUGCUGAAAAUGAAUUCAAAGGAGCCUUUAUGGGAGAAGUGCGGGAGGGUUCAGAUCCCCUGGCAGAUGCCACCAGAAAUGAUACACGAUGAUGUUUGGAGAGUCGGUGCCGGUGAGAAUAGCAAAGAGGUAGAAGUCCAGAAAAACAGAAACCGCCGUGAGAAGGAAACUAUUUACCAGACAGUCCUGGAGAUCCCAUCCAAUCCCAAGGAACCAUGGGACAUUGAAAUUGACUAUGAUGACACACUGACCCCAGAAAUCCCAACCGAACAGCUGCCCGAUGCUGACGGUUCAGAACCACAGGUUGCUUCUAAUCAAGAUGUAAACAAUGCUGUUUCUUUGGAACCCACCUCGUCUCAAGUUGGUAAUGCAAGUACAGCCGAACCAGAUCUUGAGUUGCUUGCAGUUCUGCUGAAAAACCCUGAAUUGGUAUAUGCGUUGACUUCUGGACAAGCUGGAAAUUUAUCAGAUGAACAAACUGUGAAACUGCUCGAUAUGAUCAAGGCUGGCGGGGCUGGUUUUAAUAUGUUAGGUGGAAAAGCGGAGGAGCAGGUCCAAGUUUCACUUCCAUCCCCGACUCCCUCCAGCAAUCCUGGAACGAGUGGAUGGGGGGCAGAAGUUACGAAGAAUCCGUUCUCGCAACAAACGUCAAUGGCUAACAGAGCUGCCUACACUUCGCAAGGAUUAGCUACCACCGGCUUGGUGUUCUCUCAAGCUACAACAUCUAACCUUGUUCAACCACAGCAGCAGCCAGCAAUAAUGGCUACUUAUUCAUUGCCUCAAACGACUAAAAGCAUACCCGAAAACCAGCUGCCUUCUAUUGUUCACCACAAUCUACUUACCAAUUCUCCAAUCUUGCAAACACCGGCCUCAGAAGUAGUCGUAACCACAAAGAAUUUGUCUGCCAUGGGCGCUUCCUUGCAUAACUUGUCAACUGCUGCUGUCACACCAAAUGCACCCGCUUCCUUCCCAUCACUUCCUUUAAUGCGAAUUCCGGCGCGGCCCCAAACAGUAUCUCAAUCACUGCAUCCAUCACCCCUUUUGUCUGAGCCUCGGAUACCUGCAGCUGAAUACUCUAGACCGCCAAUCGGAAAACUAGACCCCGUUUCUGACUCCGUUUGGAGAGCAAGUCAGGGUCUGCCUCCAAAUUAUCAUUCCCAAGCUAAUCAAAAUAACUAUAAUGCAAUGGUUGGAGGAUCUAGGCAGCCUCCGUUGCAGCCGGGUCCUUCUUGGGAGAGAAAUGAAUAUGUUGUUGGAGAAGAAUUUGAAUCAUGGAGCCCAGAGAAUAGCCCUACUCGAACCACAGACUACAUGUUGGGACGGAAUUUUCCUGAACUGAGAACGAACCCGGGGUGGAAUUAUAGGCCUGACCGGUCUAGACAACGGAAUUUUUCUGGUUACCGGGACCAUAAUAGGUAUGGAGACAGAAAGUGGCGUGACCGGAGGCACUGAAUUUGUACUUAAAUUUGGCUUGAUCUUGCACUGCCCGACUGGCAAUUUUCCUGAUAUAGAGGGAUUUGUGAAUAACGGAGUUUUUCGCAUGGGAGUUGGGAGGUUUCAGGCUUACAAUGGGUUUCGGUACGAGGACAAUAUUAGAAUUCAGUUGACUUUAUUGACGCCAUUGCAGCAAUCUCAGAGAUGUUCAUAACUUUUCAUUAUUAAUCGGAUUAAAAUGGUCUAAAAGCUUGCCAA